ACUCAUCAAAUCCGUUUUACUCCACACGUUUUACUACACGUGGUCAGUAUAGUUUAAAUAACCGCAGUUUCUGUUUAUAUGUUCUCACACAUAAAAGAGAAAUGGAUUUAAACUUUACGCUCUCGAAGCGCGACUUUGGCGCGUUGGCGGGGAGACUCUUUGGGAAUAACUCACUGAUACCGUUUGAUAACAGCACUGCCGCUUCCAAAACGGAGGAGGAAGACUUGGAAGUGAACACGGACAUUUACUCCAAGGUGAUAGUCACUGUCAUCUACGUGGCUCUGUUCGCUGUGGGCUCUCUGGGAAACUCCAUCACCCUGUACACCCUGCUGACCAAAAAGACCCUGCAGAACCUCCAGAGUACCGUGCACUACCACCUGGCCAGCCUCGCAGUGUCCGACCUGCUCAUCCUCGUCCUCUCCAUGCCCAUCGAGCUCUACAACUUCAUCUGGUUUCACUACCCGUGGGUGUUCGGAGAUGCUGUGUGCAGGGGUUACUACUUCCUCCGGGACAGCUGCUCUUACGCUACGGCUCUCAACAUCGCCAGCCUGAGCGUGGAGCGCUACAUGGCCAUCUGCCACCCGUUCAAGGCUAAGAGCAUCAUGUCCCGCAGCCGCACCAAAAAGCUCAUCAGUGCCAUGUGGAUCACAUCCUUCGCACUCGCUACACCGAUGCUCUUCAUCAUGGGCCAGGUGAUGCGUAACGACGAGAAGAUUUGCACCACUAUCGUCUCUCCUGUCACUAUGAAGACUGUGCUUCAGGUAAAUGCAUUCCUGUCCUUUGUGGUGCCCAUGGUGGCCAUAUCUGUGCUCAACGGGGUCAUAGCCAAUCAGCUACUGAGGAUGUUCCGUGAGGCGGAGCAAGACAACCGUAUCUGCAUCAUCGGGGGAAAUCCCACCAUGCUGAAUGUCACCGUGGAGUCCAACCGUGCACAGUCUCUCCGUCAUGGAGUCCUUGUUCUCCGAGCUGUGGUGAUAGCCUUUGUGGUCUGCUGGCUGCCCUAUCACGCCCGCCGCCUCAUGUUUUGCUACAUCUCUGAGUGGUCCGAUGACUUGUAUGACUUCUACCACUAUUUCUACAUGCUCACCAACGUCCUGUUCUACGUCAGCUCCGCCAUCAAUCCCGUCCUCUACAAUCUGGUGUCUGCAACCUACCGCCAGAUCUUCUUCUCCACGCUGCGUUACUUCUGCCUCCCCUGCCGUCACACGCCCCAGAGGCACCCACACCCUCUGACCCGCCACUCCAUCAGCAUCUCCAGCAACCACACCCUCCACACCAACAUCAUCAAAGACACUGCGUACUGAUCGAGAUGCAACAGAACGCACUUUGUUUCCUCAUACCAAAAGCCGACCCACUGCCACUUUGUGAUUUCUGGUCCGACUUCAUUGAGGCAAAUUCUGCUAUUGGGUUGAAGACUGUUGGCGUAAGCUUGUCUAGUAUUGUGGUGACCAUCAUUGUCAUGUGAGGUCAAGUGGCCACUCAGACACCAGUGUGAUUCAUUUCACACGCACAUUUUCUUCCGUGUUAUUGUAACUUUAUCCAGCAUAACAUGAGUUUGUGAAAUUAAAAAAAAAAAAAAAAACAAAAGAAAAUAUGAUAAUGUAAGAAUGAAAAAAGAUGGACAUAAACAGUAAAUCCUUAAAAUAGAUAUUGAUGUAAAUGUUUUAUACAAUAUGUUUCUGUGUAUGUUUUACUGGGCCAAUCAUUCAAAUUCAUUUAUUGUUGUACAGUGUAUAUGACUGCUCUUUCGGUGUUCUUCAACAUCAACUUAUAAAACUCUCAAAAGUUCUUUAUCUAAAAAAAAAUGGCCUCUGGCAAAACUUUCAACACAAAAACAGUUAUGAUGUAACCCUCCUUUGUGUUAUUCUGGGUCAAUAUCUGUGGCUAAACCUGACUUUCAUGUUUGAAAAAAAAACAGGGAAAAGAGCAGGUAUUUCUCCUAAAUCGAAGCUGCAUUGACAGCUGUAUAGGAAAAAUCACUUGCAGCAUAACCUCUUACUUCUCUUGCACGUUCUGGAUUAGACGCAGGCAGCUUCUCAGAAAGACUUUUGUUGAACAGAAGGUGAGUUCAAAUAAUAGAGCGUCCUUGUCGCAUUGCGUAGGCUGUGAUGUCCAUUGGAUUUUUGUAAAUACUGCAAACAGAAAAUAUACUUAUCUACGGUAACACUUUCAGCAUUCAUGACAACCUUGAGAAAAAGUGUCCCCCCAGAAUAGAAGUGGGCGUAGUUGAUUGUUUAAAGUACUUGUGCAUAACUACAGAGGCAUUUGAAGUGAUGCAUAGACUCAAACAUGCUCACCUGGAGAAAGGAGCACCUCAGUGGAUUCAAGACUCCUGCUGUAAUGCUUUUUCUCCAGCUGCUAUAGCAGCAGGCAAAGAUCUAGGGUAUCCAAGUUUUUCUUCAGGAGGAAUAUAAAGAUGGAGAAACAAUGUGGAAUGUUCUUCAGCUAAAGUACACGAGAGCUGCUACAGAGGAUAAGAGAAAAGCAAUUAGCAUCAUCUUUCCAUGAGUCAGCAACAGCUUUUUGAAAAGCCAAGAGAAUGAAGCUUGUGCUGUGGGUACAUUGGGUUGCUGUUAAUAUACAGUAUUGACUCAAAGAGCAUUUGCUUACAUCCUUCUACAAAUCCUUAUUGGCCCAUUGCAGCCAUCAAGUAUCUCUGGGAAAUACAUCCAUACUGAGCAAUUCUGCCCCUUUGAAUUUACAGUGCCUCUAAAUAGUAUUCAGCCCCUUGGAAGUUUUCUCCUUUCAUUGCUUUUCAAAACUGAAUCAUGAAUGAGCAGAAAUCUCUGAAAUGGAUAUUUGUGGGUGGAAAGGGUGGAGUUGGUAAAACGACAUGUAGCUGCAGUUUGGCUGUUCAGCUGGCUGCUGUCCUGGAGAGCGUCCUCAUCAUCUCCACAUAUCCUGCCCAUAACAUCUCUGAUGCUUUUGAGCAGAAGUUUUCAAAGGUGCCGACUAAGAUUAAGGCCUCUUUGCAAUGGAGAUUGACCCAAGCCUGGGUAUGGCAGAAUUGCCUGUUGAGAUCUUCAAGGAGGACAACACGCUCAGUAUUGGUAAGAAGAUGACGCAGGUGGCCAUGAGUGCUUUCCCUGGUAUUGAUAAAGCCAUGAGCUAUGCAGAAAUCAUGAGGUUAGCAAAAGAAAUUAACUUCUCUGUGGUUGUUUUUUGGAUUUUUUGGACUAUACAAAGAAAGACUCAACCAUGUCAAAAUGAAAACAGUAUUUUAGAAUGGUAAUUAAAAUUAUUAAAGGUUAAACAAGUGAUUGCAUCAGUAUUCAUACCCUUUAAGUCAGCAUUUGGGAGAUGAACCCACUACAGCACUGAGCCUGUGUCUCUUUCAGGUGACAUGGGGAUAAUGAGUGAAAAGCCCUUUUCAAGUCCCGCCUUAUGUUGUCAGUUGGACUGAGUUCUGGGCUCUGACUCUGCCACUCCAGAACAUUUAGGACAAUAAAUCCACUAACUGUGUGAUUUCUAGCACAAAUUGGCAGCAUGUGGUUUGAAUUAGAUGAGUCACUUUAAAUGGGGGUGAACAGUUAUGGAAUUACUUGUUUUGUAUUUUAUAUUUUUAUUUGAUUGAUCAUCCUUUGUUAAAAUCAGUUUUCACUUUGACAUGAAACAAUUCUGUAAAUUCUUGUCAGAAAAGGUAAAUUAAAUUGGCUAUGAUUCAAUGUUGAAGAGCAAUCAAAAGGAAACUUCCAAACAGGGGUGAAUCAUUUUUAUGGGCAAGAAGUAGUGUUCCCUCUAUGUAGUGAGGCAGAUAGAAAGGGUGUAGAGUUUGAGGUUAUCACAGAUGUAUCCACAACCCUAAGGCAGGGUUCAGACUACACAGUAAAAAUAAUGGAACACUUGACAGGAUGUAAGGCAUCAGGACUGGAGGUGGGCAUCAGCCUCAACAACUAACCGUCUUAUACUGUGCCGAGUAUUGAUGCCAGAUCUGGGAGUCUUCUUCAUAUCCAGACAAAAACACUAGUUUGUGACAUUUUUUUUUUUUGUUUACUUGUAACUUCCACAGCCUGUCCAAGAUGUUGAAAAGCAGUGUCCUACACAACAUGGCAACAGACUGGCUUAUGGACAGACUCAUUCUGUUUUCUUGUUGCAACCCACAGACAGAUCCUCAGUCAUUUGCUUCUUUUUUUAGGCCUGAGCACAAGGCAACCUGUAUCAUACAUGUGUGCUGUCACUUAUUCACACUCUUGCUUCUGCAAGCUGAUAGCUACCAAUGCACAGGCUGUGAAAGCUAGAAGCUAUUAUUGGUCUAGUCAAGAACUUUCAGACAGAAUUUCAUGUAUUCCAAACCUGACAUAUCCCUGAUCAAAACGUAAGCAUAGUUCUUGUCGCCAUAAUCAUAAUCUUUCCCCAAGCUUAACCACUGCUUAGUGUGUUUUAAUGCCCAGUGGUUUGUAUGUGUUGUCAUCCAAACACAUCUAAGGGCAAAAUUGUUCAUAGCUGUUUCAAACAGUGAAACUGGAGGAAAAAUUCUUGUUUUGACAAUCAUAACACGACUAAUUGCUAUGUGCAGAUAAAGCAGAAAGAAAGGAUUCUGAAAGCAUUAUUAAUGGACCUGAAAAAGCCAGACUGUACUCAGGAGUUUUGCAGAAACCUUCAAUAUCUGCACUCUUUUUGGAGAUAGGUUUGACAUCACACGUAUACUACCGUUCAAAAGUUUGGGGUCACCAAACAUAAUUGCACAAGGGUUUUUUAAUCAUCACUUAGCCUUUCAACACCAUUAGCUAACACAAUGUAGCAUUAGAACACAGGAAUGAUGGUUGCUGGAAAUGUUCCUCUGUACCCCUAUGGAGAUAUUCCAUUAAAAAUCAGCUGUUUCCAGCUAGAAUAGUCAUUUACCACAUUAACAAUGUCUAGACAGUAUUUCUGAAUUAUUUAAUGUUAUCUUCAUUGAAAAAAAAGCUUGUCUUUCAAAAAUAAGGACCCCAAACUUCUGAAUGGUACUGUACAUGCUUUUACUAUUUUACCUUUACUUUUUAUUGUCUUACUUUGUGCUGUGAUGUCAAGAACAAGUCCAUCCUAUUGACUGCAUCCAUUAUAGACUAGUGCUACCAAAUGAGCAAACAGUACAGAGGGCUUAAUUAUUCACACUAAACGCCACUGAGAACACCGAGUAGUACCAGUAUCUAUUUUUCUGGCAAGCUAAAUUGGUUCUUGUCAAGUACUUGCUACCAUGCAUGAGAGCCUGUUUUUCAUUUAGCAGCUCAUCAGAAUUUUAUUUGUAGAAACUGGCCUAGUUUUCCUCCAGAAAACAAAUGGCCUACAGGUGACCUAAUGCUUGUGUUGUCAGUACUCUGAAGCAGUUGUGCACAUUUUGCAGAGUGUGAGGGAAGCGCUUUCUCCAUGUGUGCACUUGUGUACUCCCCACAGUGCAUGUUACUCACAGUUUGUGCUACUGAUUGGUGUUUUUCUGCAUAGACACUGAUUCUUGCUUUUUCACUUCAUCAAAAGCAAAUAUAUCAGUGAAUCAACAGCACUCGAGCAUGUUAUUCAUGAGGGGUUGUUUACAACUGAGUACAUGGUGUUCUCUACAAGAGAAGCCUUGAUACAUUGAUUUCAAUCUACUGCCAGUGGAAAUCAAUGAAUUUCAUUAUAGAAGUCUGUAGUCAUGGUACAGCAUCAGGGCCACUGUACUCAGUACUUGCACUACUUAUUCCUACUUUUUCAUUUUACCUUGCAGCUUGUUUUUAUGUUUACAAAGUUACACCAAAGGUUGAAAUCGCAUGCUAACAUCUGCUAAAAGAAAUCACUAAAAAAAGAAGCGCAGAAAGAAAUAUCAUUAUAUCAGUUAAACAUUUGUCAUAAACCAAAGCACUGGGCUGACUGAAGUCUUCAUUUUAUGAUGGCGAUAAAAGAACAGUCAAGGGACCUGCAAAGCAUUUGGAUUUUAUACCGAGGAGAACAUUU
Amphiprion ocellaris (clown anemonefish) is the source of this 5910-nucleotide messenger RNA. It is a transcript of the gene ntsr1, whose product is annotated as neurotensin receptor 1 (high affinity). The record is from RefSeq and is a predicted model, not a curated record. The transcript has 4 exons. Gene Ontology annotation, biological process: neuropeptide signaling pathway. Lineage: Eukaryota; Metazoa; Chordata; Actinopteri; Pomacentridae. Bases 102 to 1304 code for a protein of 400 amino acids. Gene Ontology annotation, cellular component: plasma membrane. Gene Ontology annotation, molecular function: G protein-coupled neurotensin receptor activity.